Drosophila rhopaloa is the source of this 2281-nucleotide messenger RNA. RefSeq names its product nuclear pore complex protein Nup88 (gene mbo). Gene Ontology annotation, molecular function: structural constituent of nuclear pore. Gene Ontology annotation, biological process: ribosomal small subunit export from nucleus; protein import into nucleus; ribosomal large subunit export from nucleus. The coding region runs from base 61 to 2172 and encodes 703 amino acids. The record is from RefSeq and is a predicted model, not a curated record. NCBI's taxonomy places the organism in Eukaryota, Metazoa, Arthropoda, Insecta, Diptera, Drosophilidae. The transcript has a single exon. Gene Ontology annotation, cellular component: nuclear pore.
ACCAUAAUACUAUCACAUUUUGGGAAAAAAAAGCGGGCACAAAGCAUAAACAAACCGGCAAUGUCGCUCACGGAUAUUUUGGAAUUAAACAAAACUGAAUUGUUUGCGAAGAUUCGCGAUGGCUUGCCCCUGGCGCAGAGGACUCAGAACCUGUUGGACUGCAAAGACGACCUUCUGUUCGCCUGGGACGCCAAGGAGUGCUGCUUGUUGGUGCGCAACUGGCGUUCCUCACUGGCGGCCGAUGUGAAUGUCCAGUUUCAGACCCUGAUCCCCUCGAGCACGGUGAGCCUUGAGGUGGACCGCGUGCUGGCCUCCAACGAGUGCUCCCUGGUAGCGCUAAGCGGACCACGCGGCGUGACCAUCCUGGAGCUGCCCCGCCGCUGGGGACCUGAGGGAUACUACAAGGACGGCAAGGCCAGGAUCACCUGCCGCACCUUCGGGCUAGAUACUCAGCUGUUCCUCAACAACCCGCACCUGGAGGUGCGUCAACUGCGCUGGCAUCCGCACUCUGUAUCGGAUUCUACGCUACUGGUGCUGCUUAACAACAACACCAUCCGGGUGUACAACCACUCCAAACUGCGCCACGUGUGGCAAGUUGGUCCAUCGUUCCGCCGAGGCGAAGCCAACAGCUCCCUCUGCGACUUCGGCGAGGUGGCCGUGGACUUUGACAUUGCCCCCGCAAAGAAACCAGUUGACACAGAACCCGCCACGGAAAACGAAUCGACUUUGGAUAAGAGCAACAGAACCCUGAUCGCGGCCAAAUCGGUGCCUAAGCAGGACAAGAUCGAGUGGCCCUUAGUGGUGCUGCGCGAGAACGGCAACAUUUACGUCUUAAUGACAGGCCUGGACUCGGACAAUACGCGUCUGCAGGGCCCCAUUACCAUAACGCCUCAAACGCAGGACAACUAUGGGCUGGAGUCGUGUGCUCUCCUGAUUAUUCCCUCGCUGCCGCCGACUGUUGUUAUAGCCGAAUCUAACGGCAAGCUACAUCAUGCUCUGCUCAUGGAGGCGGAGGGCACCGAGCAUUCCUUUAACGAGGUGGAUGACUUUGUGCUUAUUGAACCCGCCGAAUACGUUAUACACGUUCUUGAAACUGUGGAACUGGAGCUGGGAUUGGCUGCUUCUGGAGCUGGAGGUGUAGCAGGAGCUUCCUACAACUAUCCAGUUUAUUUGAAACGUGAUUUGAUAAACGAAAUGCGCUACUUUGCCUACCACAACGCAGGCCUUCACGCCGUCACCGUGAGUUUCAUCUCCGAACUGCAGCGUUACCUGGACAGCGAGUCCGAAGAAGACAGACUGGAGCUGGCAGCCUCUUCCCGGGCCGAGUAUAUCCUGUGCACUAAAUUCGACUCCAGUGAGUCUGUGAACGCAGUCUUUGGACUGGCUUUGCUGCAAAUUCCGGCCGGAGUGGUCCUGCUUUUGGGCAGCGGCCAGGUCAUCAGUCUUAAGCUGGUUAUCGAUGCCCAACUACUAGUGACACCCAAUGAGAAUAAGCAGGCUUGCUUAGAUGUGACGCAGCAAGAAAGUGGCCCUUCGUUUGUCGACACUAUUAAAUCGCUAUUGCAGCGCAGUGUAAACCAGCCCAUCCUCGCGGAAAAACUUUCUUCGCCAUCCGCUCAGGAGAGCUACGAACUACUGAACCAGGCCAUCGAGGUUCUACGCGAACAGUACCUGAAGCGGCAUGACCUCGUCCGCGCUGCCUUCGCCCGGCACAUCAACCAGAUCCAGCUGAAGAAGGAGCAGCAACUGCAGGAGAUCCAGGAUCUGGAGCACGAGCGCGAGUUGAUCAGCGAGCGGGCCCACAAGCUUGCCGAGCGCUUUGAGGAGAUCAGCUACAGUCAGGAGCUGCUCGUGCGCAAAUGCAACGGGCUGAUGCAGAAGGCCAAUGCCGCUCUUCCGAACAAUGUGGUGGCGGAGCGCGAGUUUGCCCAGGAAGUUGCCCGUCUCAACACCGUCACCCAAAGCAUUGCCGCUGGAUUGGAGGGCGCCAAGAAGACGCUGAACAAACAGCGGUACCAUAUUGCUAAGAGCCAGGAGGAUCUGAAAAAAAAUGCGUACGAGCUGCCGGAAAAGCAACACCGUACUAUUACUGAGAUACUUACCCAAUUGACCGGGGAGAUCGAUCGCCAGAUCACCGACGUCAAGCGUAUCAACAAAAUCGUUGGUGUAUAAACUCGGAUUGGAAAGCAUACUGAUAUAUUUAGCCACGUUUUUGUUUAUGUUAAAUCCGAAUCUUAGAACUAAAACGUAUUAAAAAUAAAAUUGUCGAUUAAGUCAUAUA